UCAUCAGCGCUCACUACACUGCAAAGCAAGUAAGAGGAGUCAGCGACAAGUACAAAAGUCACUUUGAACGAGCAACGGCACCUGCUAUUGAGAGGUGAAAAAUGGCAGAGGACAUCCAAGCGAAGCUUGAAAAAUAUCGGACUGCUCCAUUUGACGCCCGUUUUCCGAACCAGAACCAAACCAGGAACUGCUGGCAGAAUUACUUAGAUUAUCAUCGCUGCCAAAAAGCUCUGGAGGCCAAAGGGGUUGACGUGGCUCCAUGUGACUGGUACAAACGUGUGUACAAAUCUCUCUGCCCCCUUUCCUGGCUGGAGAAAUGGGACGGCCAACGUGAAGACGGGACGUUUCCAGGGAAGAUCUGAUCGUUUCUGGAGAGACAAUCUGGUCACCAGGGAUGUUUAUCCCCUAGCCACAGGGCCUUAAAACUCUGUUCCAUACUGCACCUGUGGCAGAGUGUGUGAGAACACAGUCGAGUCAUUCCUGUAUAAACUGUUUUACUGCAGAUUCUGCAUUAAAGUCUCAGGACUUCAAAGGACA
This is a messenger RNA of Chanos chanos (milkfish), 537 nucleotides long. It is a transcript of the gene cox6b1, whose product is annotated as cytochrome c oxidase subunit 6B1. Lineage: Eukaryota; Metazoa; Chordata; Actinopteri; Gonorynchiformes; Chanidae. The transcript has 4 exons. Bases 102 to 362 code for a protein of 86 amino acids. The record is from RefSeq and is a predicted model, not a curated record. Gene Ontology annotation, cellular component: respiratory chain complex IV; mitochondrion.